This is a messenger RNA of Ceratitis capitata (Mediterranean fruit fly), 2787 nucleotides long. RefSeq names its product neprilysin-4. The transcript is spliced from 2 exons. The record is from RefSeq and is a predicted model, not a curated record. The coding region runs from base 186 to 2213 and encodes 675 amino acids. Gene Ontology annotation, cellular component: plasma membrane. NCBI's taxonomy places the organism in Eukaryota, Metazoa, Arthropoda, Insecta, Diptera, Tephritidae. Gene Ontology annotation, biological process: protein processing. Gene Ontology annotation, molecular function: metalloendopeptidase activity.
AACAAAGCAAGGCCGCAAAGUCGGCUAGCGCGCUGCUCGUACAGUUCAGUGUGGCAAGAGAAGCUAAAAGGUUGUAAUGAACGGACGGAAACCGGCCUUACGAAACUACUCUAUUAUUGUUUUGUGCGUAUUUAUGGAAUUUCAUUUUGAGUUCAUCAGCUUAGCAAGUGUAUAACCUAAUUGCGAUGCGCGUCAGUCUGAGUGCUCUGCUGUUGCUACACCUGCUGCUGCUGCUGCUGCAGUUGUUCAGCAGUGCCAGCGCAGCGCGCAGUAUGAAUCGACAGCAACUGAAGACAAUCGAACGUUAUAUGGAUCCGAGCGCGGAUCCGUGCGAUGACUAUUACCAGUAUGCGUGCGGUAACUGGCAGUAUGUACACGCGGACGCGGAAUAUUAUGAAACGAUCGGUCUCAUUGACUAUAAAGUCGAUCAGGAGUAUGCGCAUUUGCUGAACAGUAUACGCCGGCGACGCCGUCUACGCGAAGAACCUACCUUUGUGCGAAAGUUAUUGGACUACUACAAGUCGUGUUUGACAGUUUACGCGUAUACGCCGCAACUAUACCUCGAUUGGCUGCAGGAUCAUGAGCAAUUGGUGUGGCCUACGGUUUUGCCAAGCAAAAGUACUACACGGCGCACUUCUAAGCGACGCGCCAAAGCUGUACGCUACGAUUGGCUGCAAAUGUUGGCCGUGUUGCGCAAGUAUGGACUGAACUCCGUGUUCAUUGAGGAGACAGUCAUACAGCGUCGAGACUAUGCGCGUGCUUCGGCUAUUGAUUUAGACAAGCCGGUUUUGAAUGGCGGAUUUCAGCCAAUUCUCCAUAAGGGAUUCCUGUUGAUUAUGGAAUAUUUGGGAGUGACAGAUGAGCAAGGUAAAGCCAGCCUCUGGGACGAAGUGCAUGAAUUCGAAACGAAAUUGAAGAGCUUAGAUUUCGUGGAGGACACCACUGAAGAAGCUGAGGAAAGCGCCUCGGCUCAGCGUGAAACAACCUUGGCUGAAUUGAAUAUGCCUUUUCUAACGCGCUACUUAGACAUGUUACUAGGUCAGCCGGUGGAUCCUUAUAUGAAAUUGACCAUACAAAAUCUACCAUAUAUGCGUUUGCUGCUCACCGUUCUCGACGAGCACGAACCGGAAUUCAUCUGUCGCUACUUGAUGAUACGCUUUCUGUGGUAUCUAAACGUUGAUGGACCUCGCAACUUUCUCCAAGGCGAUUGUGUCUCACACACGCGCAGUAUGAUGCCGCUUGCCAUGACUUGGUUAUACGAACGACACAAUCCCGAACUUAUCGACGAAAAAUCACACAUUGAAAGUCUCUUUCAGAAAUUACUACAACAUUUCACCGAAACACUACACAACAAUGCCAAUGAGUUCGACUCGCAUAUACUACGUUUCUUGCAGGACAAAAUCGAUACGAUGCGCAUUAAAGUCGGCAAUUUGCCACGGCCCGCCACAAGUCGACAGGUGGAGGCAUUCUACGCCAAUUUAACAAUAGAGCCAAGAAAAUUUUACGCAAAUCAUUUGAGCCUACUACAUCAUUUCACACAAGCCAAGCAUAAGCGUCUCAACGAACUGCUCGCUCAAGACGACUCAUUCUUCCAUCUGGAAGAUCCCGAAACCGGCGCUAGCUCCUCACCAUACUAUCUUUUACGCUCGAAUGUGGUAAUUGUACCACUAACAUUACUACACACGCCCAUAUAUCAUCCGCAAAUGCAUGAGGUCUUCAAAUACAGCUCGCUCGGCUUCCUACUGUCACACGAAAUCACACACGGUUUCGAUGAUAGCGGUGUCGAGUUCGAUAAGCGCGGCAAUAUGCGCGGUCCCUCCGAUCGUAUAAAAUCGAAUCGUAUAUUUGAUUCAAAUUUAAAUUGUCUACGUUCACGCAAUCCACAAAUUGUCGAUGAGAAAAUAGCCGAUGUUAGUGGUCUGCGCUGGGCAUACGAGGCUUAUUUCAAGGGCAAUGGUAGCAGCUCACAGGCUAAUGGCCGACCACUGCAUUUCACCACUCUCUCGCCGGAGCAUGUAUUCUUCUUGAACUUCGCGCAAUUCUUCUGCGGUUCACCGGUUACCAGCACACGUGACUUGGAGUUCAGUGAGCAUGGCUCCGAUAAGGAACGUGUUUUGGAUGCGCUGGCGAAUUUCGCAGAAUUCGGUCGAGUGUACGAUUGUAAGGUGGGCAGCCGCAUGCAUCCGCAACGAAAAUGUCAACUGUGGAGAUAGCAAGCGAAUGCAGAAGGAUGAGCGAAUAUUAUUAAAAUGUAUUAACCGUCGAUUUGUGUUUGUGCUAAUGUGUUAUUAUAAGUAAUCAGAAACUUAAUUAUUAAGCUGUAUAUAAAAACAAAGUGUUGUAAAUAAAUAAACAUUAUGCAUAUAUAAUUUUAAUAUAAGUUCAGUGAUUAUUCGUGUCAAAAAAAUAUUUAAUUCAAUAUAAAAUGUUUUAAUUUGCUGUCAUUGCAAUACUCAGACUCUCAGACUAAACUUGUACGUGCCUGUAUGUGUAUAUACAACGAAAAUAUGAAAAAGCAAAAAUAAUGGGUUAUAAAUAAAUUAAAGUAAAAUAAUUUGUUAAUCAAAUAAUAUGAUCACACAGCUCUUAUCACUUUCUACGUAUCUCGCUUCUACUGUAAGCGUAGUGAGGUUUUGAAACAGUUUCCUGUUUUCCAUAACUUUUGGAUGUUGGCGGCACCAGGAUAUGAAGCCGAACCUUUUGAAUGUCAGUACGCAAUGCUAACUACGCGCCGUAUUAACUGUUCGAAUUUGAACAUUUUGAACUCAUACUUUCGACCUCGAAUAA